UCUUACAGUUGAAAACUAUGAAAUCAGUUUUAUAAUCGAAAAUAAGUUUAGCAUUCAAGUUUAGGUUUUGCGUUUUUCCGUGCAGUAGGCUAAAAUUGUAUUUGAAUCAACGACUGGACGUCCCAUCACCUGGCACAGUUUUCAGGUUUUGAUCAACACACAGUAUUAUAGCUCACUGUUUGUUGUAGGUUUACAGCUUUUCACCUGCAUCUCGACAUGCUAUCGGGUGUGCGGCACUUUUUGCCUUCGGCACUGUCCGAUUCGUUGUGCCGCGACUGUCUCAGCCGCACGCGUUGCUUGCCGUCCCGAAGCUUUAGUUGGACGCCGAGACAAAUGAGCAGAUGGAACAGUCAGGAGUACAGCGAGCCUCUGGAGGACAACCCGAGGGUCCUCAUUACAGGUGGUCUUGGACAAUUAGGUGUGGGGCUUGCCCAAAUGUUGAGGAAACAAUAUGGAAGAGAUAACGUUAUCCUCUCAGAUAUCAAGAAGCCUCCAUCAGAGGUGUUCAGUAGUGGUCCAUUUGUGUAUGCCGAUGUGCUGGACUACAAGAGCCUACGGGAGCUGAUUGUCAACAAUCGCAUCACCUGGAUGGUGCAUUACAGCGCCCUUCUGAGUGCCGUCGGCGAGGCCAACGUCGCCUUGGCACGCAAGAUCAACAUCACAGGCCUUCACAAUGUGCUGGAUCUGGCUCUGGAGAACUGCUUACGUCUCUUUGUGCCCAGCACCAUCGGAGCGUUUGGUCCUUCCUCCCCCCGUGACCCUGCACCUGACCUGUGUGUCCAGAGGCCUCGCACCAUCUAUGGGGUGUCCAAAGUGCAUGGAGAACUAAUGGGGGAGUACCUCCACCAUAAAUAUGGACUGGACUUCCGUUGCCUACGCUACCCUGGUGUGAUCUCAGCUACCACACAGCCUGGUGGAGGAACAACAGACUAUGCUGUUCAGAUCUUCCACGACGCCGUCAGCACUGGACAUCACGAGUGCUACUUGCGUCCCGACACGCGCCUUCCCAUGAUGCACAUUGCCGACUGCCACCGCGCCACUGUAGAGUUCAUGCAGGCCCCGAAGUGUCAGCUAUCGCUGCGCACCUACAACAUUGAUGCCAUGAGCUUCACCCCAGAGGAGGUGGCCCAGGAGAUCCGCAAGCACCUGCCACACCUAAAGGUCACCUACAACCCUGACUCUGUCCGCCAGACCAUCGCUGACAGCUGGCCAGUGAGAUUUGAUGAUUCCAAUGCUCGGAGAGACUGGGGUUGGAAACCAGACUACGUUCUUGAAGAGCUGGUGAUAGAUAUGAUCAAAUCCAUCCGCAACAAGAGGGCCGAUGAAGGACUACCAGUCAGCUAGAACAGCCUUUUCCACUGAGACUGUACUACCAGUACACUUCCCCUUCAAGUCCUCAUCAGUGUGGGUUUGCACUAUACAGAAAAACCUCUUCGACCUCAGACUUGUCUCCCAACUAGGACUCAUCUGCAAGUAAACCAAAAAGCUGUUUACAAACCUUGAAUCUUAAGCCAAAGGCACACAACCUGUAUCACAACACCGGACACUGACAAGCUGAUAUCCAACCUGCCAGAUGUAUACAUGAACUUGGAAUACUUGGAACACACCACAGCCUCGAAAUAUACAGGCAGCAAACAGCUUCUUACUUGCAUGCCUUAAUCGUAUUUAGGGAAUCACACUGUCAACCAUUCUCUUUUCUUGUGAAUAUCUUCAUUUUUUGUUGUUUUAAUUGUGAUAAAAAAGGGUAUGAGAUUCAUAGAAGCUUAGAAAAACUUUUAGCAUAGGGGUAUUUUAGAGGUAUCUGGGGUUGGGUGCAUGGUGAUGAUAUAAUGAAACAUCACAGAGUGAUGUUACUCUAUAAAAAUACACUGUAGUUGUGAUAAAUAGGGACAUGCUAGUGAGAAACAAUUUACAAUAUAGCUGAAAAAUUUACAGAAAACUCACAAGGUUAACAAAAUGCCUGCAUUCACAUGUAACUUCAACAGUAGAUCUACACAUUCAAACAUUUCUUUAACCAACAUUGUGUGAUUUGGAGUACAAAUACAAGAAAAGCCUUAUUUUCAAAUGUUAAAACUGUUAAUUUCUGACAUCUGUGAGUAAUUCAUAGAAAUUGCAGUGUACUUUAAAUCAGAAAAUAAAUAAAUCGU
Osmerus eperlanus (European smelt) is the source of this 2147-nucleotide messenger RNA. It is a transcript of the gene tdh2, whose product is annotated as L-threonine dehydrogenase 2. Gene Ontology annotation, molecular function: L-threonine 3-dehydrogenase activity. The transcript has 9 exons. The record is from RefSeq and is a predicted model, not a curated record. Gene Ontology annotation, biological process: L-threonine catabolic process. Lineage: Eukaryota; Metazoa; Chordata; Actinopteri; Osmeriformes; Osmeridae. Bases 217 to 1344 code for a protein of 375 amino acids.